Molecule: messenger RNA, 1770 nt
Organism: Brassica oleracea var. oleracea
Lineage: Eukaryota; Viridiplantae; Streptophyta; Magnoliopsida; Brassicales; Brassicaceae
Exons: 2
Coding region: 240-1607 (455 amino acids)
Source: RefSeq, a predicted model, not a curated record
UCUUCUUUUUUCUUUCUUCUUUCUUCUGUUCAUUCAAUCCAUUCACAGAGAUUUUAUAAAAAUAGAUUUACUCAUUUACAUACAGAUUAUCACGUCGCUUGGUCUUCUUCGUUUUAAUGUCGAACGGUUUUGGGUAGUUAAUCAAAUUCCGUAAUUUGAAACCGCCAUGUCUCAACUUAUAAAUACCAUGGAUUCUCAUACCGUUCUUCCCACUUUCGAUUUCUGUUUUUUUUUUCAAAAUGUGUGAUAAUAAUCUAAGCUUCCUGCAAGAUAUCGAAUCUUGGCAGGAUGAAGAGCCAACCGUUGUGCCCCCUUUAAUGUGCGCCGAAGCCGUGCGAUUGAAUCGUUUUUCCAUUGUUGGCGUACUUGUUAACCCAGAGAAACAAAGUAUGAGUGCGUUGAUUAAUCAGAUGCCUUGCAUUUGGGGCGUAACUGAAAAAGUCAUUGGUCGGGUUAUUGACUCCCGAAGGUUCCAGUUUGUGUUCAAGACAGAGGACGCCAUGAACAGAGUGUUGGAAAAAAGUCCUUGGUAUUUUGCUGAUAGGUUGAUCGUUUUGAAGCGUUGGGCUCCCACCGUUACUGAAGAAAGCUUAAAGAAGGUUCAGUUCUGGGUUCAGAUAAGGGGAAUCCCUCCUCAUUAUCUAUCGAGAGCAAUAGUCGAUUUCGUUGGAGACAAACUUGGACAAGUUGUUGACGUUGAAUUUGACGACUCAACAAACCUUACGGACUAUGUUUGGGUUCUGGUGAACUGGAACAUUGACAACCCAUUGCGUUUUAAACGUAACUAUGAAUUUGGUGUUGGUGAGAUUCACAUGUUGUCUUUUCAUUAUGAUCGACUAAUGAAUUUCUGCAACAAAUGUGGAAUGUUGACACAUGAUGUGAAGGAAUGUCCUCUGCAUAUUGAUGAUGAUGCAUGCAAAUGGCGAGAUGAUGGUGUGUCUGGAGAUAAAGCUUGUGGUUUGAGCGUGGAUGAAGAAGGACAAGUUGUUACAAAUGCCUUUGCUGAGAAGGCUAUGAAGGUCGGAUCAUCUGGUGAUUCGUCUGUUCCCAUUUCAUAUAUUCCUCCAAUUGAUUGUGAUAAACUUGCGGAAACAUUACGAUAUGUUAAAGCAAAGCUUGUUAAGGGGAAGUCCCUUAUGGGACCGAAAUUGGGUCCAGCAGAUGCUAUUUCUAUGCCUGUAUGCUGUCAAGAAAAUGAUCUUUAUAAUCCUAAAUCAGCAGAUGAGAAUCUAGUUAAGAAGCCUUAUUACGGGUUGCCUUCUUAUGAGGAAACAGACGCCGUGUAUAAUCCAAUGGAAACCCGAACCCCCGUUAAUAUCUAUCAUGAUGAUUAUAUCCAUGAAACUGUAACAAUAGGAGGAAGAGCUGGUUCUAAACGCAAGCGAGAUGAGAAUGUGAAAGAUACGUCUUUUGUGGUCCUGUACCCUGGCAGUAAGAAAGGAAGUUGUGAUGUUGGUGAUUUGGAGAAACAGUGGAGGCAGUUGGACUCGGACUGUAAAAUAGGGCAAGUUGAGGCUGGUCGCAUUUCCGUUUCUGAUGUGGCGAUGAACCCAAAAAUGAAGGUCGAAGUAUCUGAAUCUGUUGGUUCAUGUCAAUAUACUGACUGAAGGACGUUGUCAGUCGCUUUAUGUAGAAUGUUUGUGUAAUACAAUUACCACAAGUUGUUUCGGUAGUUUAAGUUUAGGGACGUAUUGUAUUGUAGGGUUACGUAAGACACAAGUUUAUUUUAUUAUGUUGUAUGUUUCUGCAAAACUUAUUGUAUUUAUGUUA